This is a messenger RNA of Drosophila ficusphila, 1336 nucleotides long. Its product is annotated as lipase member H-A. The transcript has 6 exons. The record is from RefSeq and is a predicted model, not a curated record. The coding region runs from base 58 to 1095 and encodes 345 amino acids. NCBI's taxonomy places the organism in Eukaryota, Metazoa, Arthropoda, Insecta, Diptera, Drosophilidae. Gene Ontology annotation, molecular function: lipase activity.
UCGCCAUCAAAUAAUAUUUAAAAUAGAAAAUUACAACCUUUUACAAUCCAAAUAAAAAUGAAACUUGUCGUGCUUUGCAUAUUCUCACUCUUUGCCAAAGAUGCACAAACAUUGCUGCUAAGCCAAACGGAUUGGAAAAAUCUUCGCAACAGUGGAGCCUUGGAUCUUAAUGUUUUACGCUGCUUUUUACGAGACAAAAACUAUUGUCCCAGUCCACAUAUAGAUCACCGACUGUACUCUCCCAAUGGGCCCCGUCGAGGCCUGUCGUUAAAUGUUAAGAAUCCAAUGAGCCUUUAUCAAGGUGGAUUCAGCAAGCACCGCGAAACGGUCUUUAUAAUACACGGGUUUAAUGGGACAGCCAUCGACAUUCACCUGCAGUUCCUCAGGGAUGCAUAUUUGUCCCGCGACUUUAACGUAAUCACGGUGGACUGGAGACCUUUGACCAGGUAUCCCUGCUAUCUGCACUCGCUGAUAAACACGAGACUCACAGCGCAGUGUACGGCUCAGAUCUACGCAUUCCUCACUCAUUAUGGAGCUCUUCGGGAGCGGAUCACCUGCGUGGGUCACUCGUUGGGAGCCCACAUCUGCGGGAUGAUCAGCAACCACCUGACGAAGAAGCAAUAUCGCAUCAUCGGAUUGGAUCCAGCCCGCCCUCUAAUUGAGCGCAGAAAGAGCAACACCUUUCGGUUGUCACUAGACGACGCCAGUGUCAUCCAGGUGAUCCACACCAACGCAGGAUUCCUGGGUCAGGAGGACAACACCGGGCACCUCAAUUACUGCGUCAACGGGGGACGCAUCCAACCCUUCUGCAAGGGCAACCCAAUCAGAAGAUCGCGUUGCUCGCAUUUCCUGAGUAUUUGCUAUCUGGCCACGGCCACUUUUAAGCACAAGAAGUUCAUGGGGGUUCCUUGUCCCAAUGGCUGCUUGAAUCUCACAGGACCAAAGCGGCUGCCCGUCAGUGGUAAAAUUAAUCCUUUCGAAUUCGCCUCGUUGCUGAGGGAGUACCACAUGGGCAACGAUGCCCCUGAUGACGCCCGAGGCUGCAUUUGCAUAGAUGUGCCGUAUGCCAAGCACUGUCCCUUUACGGAUGCAUAGGAGCUGGUCUUCACUAGGUCUUAAUUCUAUAAUAAAACUGUUGAUAAUAAAUUCUUAAAUAAUUUAUUUAUGGAGAACAUUUUAAUAACUGAAUUCAAAGAGAUUUGUUUGAUAAUUUUACAAAAGCUUCUCCUAGAACAGAUUCCGCCUCAGGCGAAGAUAUUCUUCUACAGUAUCUCAUUGACACACAAAAGGAAUCUUGACUUCGCACACCAUAGCAUGGUAUCCGUAGGCGUCAUUA